This is a messenger RNA of Cylicostephanus goldi, 354 nucleotides long. NCBI's taxonomy places the organism in Eukaryota, Metazoa, Nematoda, Chromadorea, Rhabditida, Strongylidae. The record is from the annotation of a GenBank genome assembly.
AUGGGAUACUCAUCCACUUCUGGGCUGACAACUUCUGUCAACUUCGCCACGCUCCUAGCUGGAUGCGCUUUUCUCGGCCUGGUAAUAUCUAUGCCUAUACUCUUCACUGUCAUGAAUAACAUAGAAGAGGAACUGCUAGCAGCACGACUUGUCUACAAUGAAAUGGCCGACACCAUGUGGAAGGACCUCAUUUACGAAGGAGAAAUGAUUCGCAGAACGCCGCGACAGACUUACCGCGAAGGAUUUGAGGUAAGCAAAGGAGAAGGUGCAGCUGGAGGAGGAAAUGGAGCCAGCAAUAGCAAUGGAGGAGUAGGAACCGGAGGAGGAAGUGAAGGCAGCACUGGCCACGGAGGA